Messenger RNA from Carassius carassius (crucian carp), 4110 nucleotides. Its product is annotated as UBA-like domain-containing protein 2. Bases 25 to 687 code for a protein of 220 amino acids. Gene Ontology annotation, molecular function: protein binding. NCBI's taxonomy places the organism in Eukaryota, Metazoa, Chordata, Actinopteri, Cypriniformes, Cyprinidae. The record is from RefSeq and is a predicted model, not a curated record. The transcript is spliced from 3 exons.
GGGUUUGUUGUCGGUACUGAUGACAUGAGAUGGUUGUUGUUACUGGAAGGCGAGCAAGGAGAGAAGGGCCUGGCAGCGACGCUCGCUUUCAACGAAUACACACGCAUCGUACGGAGCUUCCCGUUCACGGGAGUCGCGGAGGAGCUAACAGCGGCGAUGUCGGUGAACAUGGACGAGCUGAGACAUCAAGUGAUGAUAAAUCAGUUUGUUUUGACCGCGGGCUGCGCGGCGGAUCAGGCGAAGCAGCUGCUGCAGGCGGCGCACUGGCAGUUCGAGACGGCUCUGAGCUCCUUUUUCCAGGAGGCCAACAUCCCCAGUCAUCACCAGAUGAUGUGCACUCCACGCAACACUCCCGCCACGCCGCCCAACUUCCCCGACGCUAUCACGAUGUUCUCCAAGCUGCGGACGUCUGAAUGCACGGGCGGCAGCGGAGCCAGCGCUUCGGCCCAGGUGUCUAUGGCGUGUUCUCCUCCUCCCCACGCCUCCGCACAGGGAUUCACCUCCUUCUGGGCCUCCUCGCCCCCCAACCACCAGCCCGUCUGGCUGCCGCCGUCCUCUCCCACAGGCCACCACGCACUCCAUCACCACCACCAUCACAUGCACCAGCCGCCCACGUGGCCUCCCGUAUCCCAACCCACCAACGGCCAGCAGACGCCCUUCAUUUCAGCCCUGCACGGCCAGAGAUGAGACUCUGCGGCGGGGGAGACGCGGGGAGGGCCGGAGGUGUAAAUUGGGGUGAGGAUGCACGGUUUAACGGGGCGGGAAUAUACUCACUGAGACUUUGGAUGGCCAAGGGGGAAAGACAUGGUACUCUUUCUUUCAGUUUUCUAAAGAUGAACAAUCUCUCUUCUUUCAGAGAUCUCGUUUUGAUCUUUUACCUAUUGUCGAUUUCAUUUCUGUCCAAACCUGGGAAGAACCACUAUGAGAAAGAAAAAUAAUGAUGGAAGUUAUUAAGAGGUGUUAGAGUCCCAAAGAAGCCUCUUGUGUUUCGCUAUCCCACAGCAAAGGAAAGCCACGGAGUCGUCGGCAGUGGACGAUCAGGACAAACGUUUAAGUGUGAAUUUUCAUUCGUUCGACGUAUUCAGACUCUCUCCUCCAUCUGAAGCGCUGUCCACAAGCACUGGCAAUAAAACGGCUGACAAACUAUAAGACUGAAUCACAUAUCAUGGUGGUCAUGCCGUCCCGCAUCCCAGGAAGCAUCAGGAGGACAUUUCUGUAUAACUAGUGUCUAUUGAAUUCUGAAGAGAGGCUGUUAGCACCUUUUAUUUGUUCGAAAUGCACAGUUUCAAGUGCGUUGAGUUGACUUUAUUCAGAAUCAACAAAAACUAUUGGUCCAGGUAUAAAUGGAAAAAUCAGGAAGAGUUUGCAAUAAUCCUGGUCUGAAAGUUCAUUCUUGUUUGGUAAAUUCGCAACUUUUAGCAUGUAUGCAGUUAAAUCAGGAAAGCUUUUUGUGUUUAAACUAAAAUGGUCUCGGAGGAAUACAGAUUUGAGUUCAAAAUAGUUUUUUUUGUUUGUUUGUUUUCACCACCAAGAACUAAAAAUGCUAGCAGACUCUUGUAAAGACCGGAGCGGUCUGAUGUUUAGAGGGAGGUCCAGCACAGCUCCACCUACCUCAGCUCCAGCCGUGGCCUGAUCCUACCUCCGGCGGCUGAAUGGGCUCUCUGUGUGAGCUGCUGCAACCGAGGGCUUAAAUACCUCACGCUUUCUGCUGAACGCACUCUGUGAAAGCGGUGAGACCUCUCCGUGGAGUAGGACUGAUCUGGUGUCACAUAUUGACGUACGUGUUGUACUGAUUGUAAUGUAAUCGAGCGGGAAGGCUGACCCUAGAUCAGGACAUUGAUUGGCAGUGGUUUUCUGAAAUAUGUUCCUUUAGUUUCUCAUGAGGUCACCUUCCCUUCAUUCGUUCAUCUUAGACAAUCACUUUUGCCGUCUUGAGGUUUGAAUAUGUGGUUUAGUAUGGACCUCAGUCAGGCUGGAUGCCAUAUUUAAUGUGAAACGACUGAAAACCAGGCUGUGAGGAGAUAAAUGUACAGUUUUUUUAACGUCAUUCCGUUACAUCAGUUGCUUGGUUGAUAAAACAAAGUAUGCACUUUUUUUGCUCAAAAUAACUGUGAAUUAUUCAUAUCAAUUAAGCAAUAUUUCAUAAAUUUACAUUUCAGUUAAAUUUAGAAUGGAUUAAUGAACGAUGCACACAGGAAUUUGUUCUGCUUUUUUCAUACUGUAGAUUCGCAAAAAAAAUCACUGCGUGAACGCUUAAUUCAGUUUCAGUUUAUGUGAGAAUGGUGAGAAUGACGUACAAAAGGAGCUUGUUUCACGCUAAGUAAAUUAUUCAUAAAAGCAAUCUUUCGUAUUUCAGCAUUAAUUUGAUAAGGCAAUUUAUGCAAGAACAAAUUUAAGAAUUAUGCAAUUUAUUGGUUUGAAAUAAAUACAAAUUUUGCCAUGAAUUGAUGUUAACCAUUCUUAGUUCAAUUGUAAUUUAUAUAGAUUUGUGUUCAGAAAUCUCACAACCAAGUCGUAUGUAUUUUACAAGGUGGCUUAUUCAUAUGAAUUUGUACAACCUCAUUUGUAAGACUUCUGUAAGCAGUAGGGGUGGUCAUUCAUACAAAAUCUUACAAAUCUGCAAAAUUUUAAAAUAUUUUUCACAAAAUGUAUAAAUUCAUACCAGUGAGAUUGUAUGCAUUCGUACGAAUUAGCCACCUAGUAAACUAGUGUACAAAUUGGCGUGAGAUCGGAUUGGUUAAAUUGUAUCGAUGAACUUAAAUGCAAGGAAAACAAUUGCAAACUUUUUAAACUGUUAAUUUUAUUAACUAUUUACCUAAAGUCAUUCUGCUUGCGUUUAAGUUCACUGUUAUGAUUUAAACGUGAAUGAAUUUACAAACUAUUUAUACAUUCUCAAAUACAUUGUUGCGUUCAAUUUAAGCACAGACAGACUGAAUUUGCGAAUGUCCACAGAACCAUUCUUUCAUAAAUUUUCAUGUAACAAACUCAAGCAGAACGAAUUUGUGUGCAUAAUUAGUAAAUCCAUUCUUUUAAAUUGUACUAUUUCGUUUUGCGAACUAUUUACCCAAAUUAAUUUAAUCGCGACUGGAUUUGCAAACUUUUUGUACGUUCUCUGAUAAAUCAUUGUGUUCAGUAUAAGCAAACAGAAUUAAUUUGUGAGUGUUCAUAAAACCAAGCUUGCAUAAAUUUUCGUGACAAAAUACAUCAGUUUGUUCUGCCUGUUGUUUAUUUAACGAUGUCUACUGAAUAAAUUCACAGCUUCCUUCAGUUGUACCAACCUAAAUAUGGUGUCUAAUUCUAACUCGGGUCCAUUUUAAGCAUUAGCCAUUUUGAUUUAAUCAUAGAUGGCUAAGUGAUAGAUCAGCUUCAGUGUUUUGGCACAGAAAAUGCAUGCGAAAUGCGAAAAGUACUCUUGGUUUUGGAAAACGCCACUAGAAUGAUAAUGGCAGAUAAUUGUUUGGUCUUCCACCACAACUGGUGGAUGUUUUCUGUGUAGAAAGAAACCUAGCAUGUUGGUCUCCAAAGGUAAACAAUAUGUGUUUUGUAGCCAUCUGGGCAGUAGGUCAUUCCUGCCUAGACGAUUUCUGUUGAAGUGGUGAAAGAGAAGCGAGUCUGAAGUCAAACGGCGGUGACUCUGAUGUCAGUGUCUGGAGUUAAUCUGACCAGUGCCUUGUGAAUUUUUUUUUUUUUUUUGGAAGUGUCUCCAUUUUAAUCAGCUGUCGCUCGGUUGGAUUCCCAUAGCAAUUUGGCCAAUACUCUCAAAUGUCUCUGGAGCGCUGAAAGGCACAAGCAUUGAUUGUUUGAACAGGUGCGCUGCCGUUGAUCUCAGAUCGUUGUGAUUUCAGUUCUUUGGGGACGUCUUUGUUUAGACUGCGGCUGUGUUGAUCAACACACUGCGAGUCAUCAAGAGGAAGGAAGACUGACCAGUUCCUUCAUCAAGAAAACAAAUUAGUUAGCAAACAACCUUUUGUAUCGAUUUCCCUCCUGUACUAUUUGUUCUUUUCCCUUGUUGAGAUUUGUAUUUAUAUGUCUGACAAAAAGCUAAGAUCUGAAACCAUUUUGGAGUUCAUUGUGUUUUUAUUUAGGUCAUAAUAAAUGAUUUAAUGACUA